Messenger RNA from Heteronotia binoei (common prickly gecko), 1629 nucleotides. RefSeq names its product solute carrier family 2, facilitated glucose transporter member 5-like. Gene Ontology annotation, biological process: monosaccharide transmembrane transport. The transcript has 12 exons. Lineage: Eukaryota; Metazoa; Chordata; Lepidosauria; Squamata; Gekkonidae. The coding region runs from base 16 to 1566 and encodes 516 amino acids. Gene Ontology annotation, cellular component: membrane. Gene Ontology annotation, molecular function: hexose transmembrane transporter activity. The record is from RefSeq and is a predicted model, not a curated record.
CCCUCCGCCGUGACUAUGGAGAAGGGCUCUGAGAAAACGCUGACCUCCGUGGCCGGGGAAGGGAGACUGACUCUUGUGCUCGCCCUCGUGACCUUUAUCGCCGCCUUUGGGUCAUCGUUCCAAUAUGGGUACAACGUCUCCGUGAUCAACUCUCCAGCUCCGUUCAUGAAGGAUUUUUACAAUGAAACCUACUUCAAACGGAACGGGGAGUACAUGAGUGAGGACUUGGUGACGGCCCUGUGGUCACUCACAGUGUCUUUUUUCCCCCUCGGAGGUUUCUUUGGGUCCCUUAUGGUAGGCCCCAUGGUGAACACCUGCGGCAGGAAGGGCACUUUACUGAUAAACAACGUCUUCUCCAUCGUCCCUGCCAUCCUCAUGGGAAUCUCCAGAGUGGCUAAAACCUUUGAGGUGAUCAUCGUUUGCCGCAUCAUCAUCGGGAUCUGCGCAGGCCUGUCUUCCAAUGUUGUCCCCAUGUAUCUCGGAGAGAUGUCCCCCAAAAACCUCCGAGGGGCCGCAGGGAUCGUGCCGCAGCUCUUCAUCACCAUCGGGAUUCUGGUAGCUCAAAUUUUUGGCAUGCGGAUGAUCUUGGGAAGUCCGGAAGGCUGGCCCAUCCUGCUGGGCUUAACAGGGGUCCCGGCAGCAUUGCAGCUCUUGUGCCUGCCCUUCUUCCCGGAGAGUCCCAGGUAUCUGCUGAUCCAGAAGGGUGACGAAGAGAAAGCCAGAGCAGCUCUGAAGAAGCUGCGAGGCUGGGAUGAUGUGGAGGAUGAGAUGGAAGAGAUGAGGAAAGAAGACCAAGCGGAAAAGGCCGAAGGGAAGAUGUCCGUCUGCACCCUUUUCACCUACCGAGGCCUUCGGUGGCAACUGAUCUCGAUCAUCGUUAUGAUGAUGGGCCAGCAGCUCUCUGGAGUUAACGGGGUGUACUACUAUGCUGACAGCAUCUACGAGAACGCUCGAGUGAAGACAGAGGACGUGCAGUUUGUCACUGCUGGAACAGGCGCCGUAAAUGUCGUCAUGACUUUGCUAGCGGUUUUCAUCGUGGAUGCUCUGGGGAGGAGGAUCCUGCUUCUGGUCGGUUUUGGGCUCUGCUGUGUAGCCCUUGCAGUGUUAACGGUGGCUCUGAACCUCGAGAACAUCUCGUGGAUGCCGUACGUCAGCAUAGCCUGCAUCAUCUCCUACGUUAUUGGCCAUGCCGUUGGAGCCAGUGCCAUUCCAAGUGUUAUGAUCAUAGAGAUGUUCCUACAGUCCUCCCGCCCUGCUGCAUUCAUGGUGGGAGGGUCCGUUCACUGGCUCUGCAAUUUCACAGUCGGGCUCGUCUUCCCUUUCAUGGAGAAAGGGCUGGGGCCCUACUGCUUCCUGAUCUUCUGUGGCAUUUGCUUGGCCACAGUCAUCUACGUCUUCCUCAUCGUCCCCGAGACCAAGAACAAAACCUUCAUGGAAAUCAACCAGAGCAUGGCCAAGAGGAACGGCAUUGAGCUACAGGCUGACAAAGAGGAGCUGAAGGAUUUCACAGCCGUUUCUGUGCCCUACAGCAAGAAGAACGAAGCAGAAAGGGACAGCCCUCUUUGAAAAGGCCCCGGUGUUGCCCGGGAUUGGCUACGGUUUUGUUUCUCUUCCUUCUGGGGCCAGCAG